Notolabrus celidotus (New Zealand spotty) is the source of this 481-nucleotide messenger RNA. Its product is annotated as histone H3. NCBI's taxonomy places the organism in Eukaryota, Metazoa, Chordata, Actinopteri, Labriformes, Labridae. Gene Ontology annotation, molecular function: protein heterodimerization activity; structural constituent of chromatin; DNA binding. The record is from RefSeq and is a predicted model, not a curated record. Gene Ontology annotation, cellular component: nucleosome. The transcript has a single exon. The coding region runs from base 16 to 426 and encodes 136 amino acids.
CAGUAAGCAGAGACAAUGGCAAGAACCAAGCAGACAGCUCGUAAGUCCACCGGAGGCAAAGCCCCCAGGAAGCAGCUGGCCACCAAGGCAGCCCGUAAGAGCGCACCGGCUACCGGAGGCGUGAAGAAGCCUCAUCGUUACAGGCCCGGUACCGUGGCCCUGAGAGAGAUCCGUCGCUACCAGAAGUCCACCGAGCUGCUGAUCCGCAAGCUGCCCUUCCAGCGCCUGGUCCGUGAGAUCGCUCAGGAUUUCAAGACCGACCUGCGCUUCCAGAGCUCCGCCGUUAUGGCUCUGCAGGAGGCCAGCGAGGCUUACCUCGUGGGACUGUUCGAGGACACCAACCUGUGCGCCAUCCAUGCCAAGAGGGUCACCAUCAUGCCCAAAGACAUCCAGCUGGCCAGACGCAUCCGUGGAGAGAGAGCAUAAACUGUCUUCUACUGCUGCUCCAACCACCACAACAACGGCUCUUUUAAGAGCCACC